Messenger RNA from Cyprinodon tularosa, 2315 nucleotides. It is a transcript of the gene stx16, whose product is annotated as syntaxin 16. The record is from RefSeq and is a predicted model, not a curated record. Gene Ontology annotation, biological process: vesicle fusion; vesicle-mediated transport; intracellular protein transport. Lineage: Eukaryota; Metazoa; Chordata; Actinopteri; Cyprinodontiformes; Cyprinodontidae. Gene Ontology annotation, molecular function: SNARE binding; SNAP receptor activity. Gene Ontology annotation, cellular component: SNARE complex; endomembrane system; membrane. Bases 331 to 1299 code for a protein of 322 amino acids. The transcript is spliced from 9 exons.
ACGCAGGUGUUUACGUGUUGACGUCCUCCCACUUCCUUAGCUCCCUGAAAGAGGGGCAGUCGUCUCUAAUUUGACCACAAAUCCCAAGUUUCUUUGAACCUUCCGCAUUUUUAUCUCGAUAUUUAGGUUAAAUGUUAACAAAUGUUGACAGAAAUGAUCGGAUGGAUUUUGAAACCCGCACAAAUUGUGCUGUAAUUGCGUGUUUAGCCUCAUUCAUCGCAGGCAAAGCUAAAGGUAGCAGCGCGUCAGUGGAGAUAAUUUCCUCCUAAAUCAGCUGCUGAUCCGCAGUCAUUUGGUCCUCUGUUAACUCAGAGCUCAGUAAAACUAACAAUGGCCACUCGGCGUCUGACCGAUGCCUUCUUGUUAAUGCGGAACAAUGCCAUCCAAAACCGGCAGAUUUUGGCUGAGCAAGUGAGUACAAACGACCCCCGUCUGAGUACACGUAGCAAUGCUGCGGAGCUUGAUGAGUUGGCCGACGACCGAAUGGCUCUGGUCUCGGGUAUCAGUCUGGAUCCAGAAGCUGCUAUCGGCGUCACAAAGAAGCUGCCUCCCAAAUGGAUAGAAGGAGUUGAUGAGAUCCAGUAUGAAAUCACAAGGAUUCGGCAGAAGAUGAAGGACCUGGCGUUACUUCACGACAAGCACAUGAACCGUCCCACCCUGGACGACAGCACAGAGGAGGAACACGCCAUCGAGAUCACGACUCAGGAGAUCACACAGAUGUUCCACCGAUGCCAGCGCGCCGUGACGGGCCUUCAGUCUCGCCGGGGCCACUGCACCGAACAGGAGGAGAGGCUGUUGGUGAACGUGGUGUCGUCUCUAGCGCAGAGCCUGCAGGACCUGUCCACCAACUUCAGACACACGCAGUCCAGCUAUUUAAAACGUAUGAAGAAUCGGGAGGAGCGAUCGAAGCACUUUUUUGACUCUGGGCCUUUAAUGGAAGAGGAUGAAGAAUUAGCUCUGUACGACAAGGGUUUCACAGACGACCAGUUGAUGCUGGUGGAGCAGAACACUGUUUUAGUGGAGGAACGGGAACGGGAGAUCCGGCAAAUAGUGCAGUCCAUCUCGGAUCUGAAUGAGGUUUUCCGAGACCUGGCAGGAAUGGUGGUGGAGCAGGGAACGGUUCUAGACAGAAUCGACUUCAAUGUGGAGCAGGCCUGCGUGAAAACAGAUGAUGGACUCAAACAGUUACAAAAGGCGGAGCAGUACCAGAAGAAAAACCGGAAGAUGCUGGUCAUUUUGAUCCUCUUUGUCAUAGUCCUUGUUCUAAUCAUUAUCCUUUUCGGAACAAAGUUCAAGUGAAUCAUUCCUCCGUGUUUGUGUCCGUCUGUUUGGGUGUUUGUCGUGUUGUUUGUGGCUUUCGGGCUCUUCUCGAUUCGGCCUGAAACCGUCAAGAAGAAUUCAUCAUCCCUCCAAGUGCUUUUUGAGCGGAGUGAAGGUGUUUCCCUGCUGCUAGCUGUUGAGCGAAAGAAGCAAUCUUCAGGCUGAAGCAGGAAUCCCCGCCCAUGCUGACAUAUCUCUGCGUUAAUGAAAGGAAAACAUGUUUGUGGUUGGAUUACCCAUGUUAAACAAGCGUUUAACGGUCAGAUCAGCGUUAAGCCUAAACUCAGUAUUUGACCCUCUUAAAAAAAUGCAAUGAGAACAUUUUUAGGUUUGAUCAGAGAAGAUAUGCAGAACCAAAAAUAUCCUGUUUAAUUUCAGUGGCUCAACUCAAACAUGGCUGUCCUCAUUCACCUUCACCAAGUUUGAAUCAUCUCUCACCCUCGCUACACUUUGAAAAGCUCAUUGUAAAAACACUUGUUUUUAUAUUCCAUGUUCCAAGCAUAAAGUGCUACCUUUUUAAAACUCUUGCAGUUUGCACAUACUGAGGGCCUGAGAGGAGGAAACGUCGUCAUGGAUGUUCUACUACUGUCGCUUGUAUGAUAUAAAGAAUUAUUUAUUUUUCUGAUACCUUCAAAUAAUCCUGAUGUGUUUUUCUGUAGAUUUGCUGUUCGAGUAUGAAUAAAAUGAACCCACUCCACUGAGCUGAACACUGUGAUGUCCAAACGCAGGCAGUCGUUCAGAGAUAGCCUUAUUACCUUUUAUUCUUAUUGUUUGGACACGUUUCACUCAAUGUGUUGCAAAUUCUCUUCAACUUUCCUCCUUUAAAGACUGAGAAGCUUCAAAGAUAAAGAGCUUUACUGUCUGUAUUUUACUCUUCAUACAGCUGUCUAAUCGUUUUCCUUGUUGAUGUGGAGUUUUGUGUAACAGAUAAGAUUAUCUGUGAGGUACUACAUGUAUGUUUUUGUUUUUAAAGUGAAUUAACUGAGACGGCUGCU